Cyphellophora attinorum is the source of this 681-nucleotide messenger RNA. RefSeq lists its product as uncharacterized. The record is from RefSeq and is a predicted model, not a curated record. Lineage: Eukaryota; Fungi; Ascomycota; Eurotiomycetes; Chaetothyriales; Cyphellophoraceae. The transcript has a single exon. The coding region runs from base 1 to 681 and encodes 226 amino acids.
AUGUUCGAAGACGCGCUCGCGUUAGAGGACUUGAAGACUGCGAGCGGCGUGUUGAUCAUAUUGCAGGGCAUUGAGGACGAGGCGGAGCUCGAGGGUGAGAAGAAGCAACAGAAGGACGGUGAGGGCAUCCAAAAAGUCGAUGGCGAAGAAGAAGACGAGAACGAGGACGAAAGCGACCUUGACGAAGGAGAGGACACAGAAGAUGAGGCAGACGCUACAGCAUCGAAGUCCCUAACAUCAAACAGAAGAACAGAACUACACACCCAUAUCAUCCGGCUGAUGAGCAUAGCUUUCAGUACAGGCGACUACGACCUCUGCGCCGAGCUGGCGCGUUUCGUCAUGGGCAUUGACCCGACUGCAAGGGUGCUCAAGCGAGUGGUGGCCGCUGUACCGGGGUUGGGUGAGGGCAUGAGUGCUAGUGCGGCGGCCAGUCCUGUUGUUUCGUCUGGGAGUUUGAGUCGUGAUGCGGGGGAUCUGAGGACGACCAGUCAAGUUGGACGGUCUGGUGUUGGGCUGGGUUUGACUGUGCCCAAGCGGGGAGAUACGAGGAUAAGAGGGGGCAGUGGUGAAAGAAGCCCUGCACAAGACGGAAACGGAGAUGAUAGGAGGGAAUCAUUGGCAAAGGGCAAGUCGCCGAUUGUUGGCGGAGACUACUUCUCUGACAGCCCUGGAGGAUAUUGA